AUGCGAACCAAAACUCUCGCCAACGCGGUAAGGAACAAGAAGUGGAAGCGUCUAGUCAUCGCCGUCCUGGCCAGCGCGCCAGUGCCGGAGGAGGCGACGGUGACUGACCAGCCGCGCGGCUGGAGCCUGUCGGCGGCGCUGCGGCGUCUGGAAAAGCUGUCGCCGACGCUGAACCGGCUGCUCUCGUGCCGCAGCUCUGUGCUGUUCACCAGCGCCGUGUUUAGCAUCGGCCUGAUGACGUCAGCCGAGUUCAACUUCGUGCUGCCGUACGCCGCCGCCGGGCGGCCGCAGCCGACGUUUGUGCUUGUGCUGGCGGCCGCCGUGGCGCUAGCGUCGCGGUUGCCCGUGCGCGCCUUGCACCGGCCGCUGAUGAUCCGGCUCGGCUUCGUCGGCACCGUGGUACUGGCGUUCUCGGCGCUGACCGUCAGAUGUCUCUGUUACCUGGGCCUGCCGGCCGCCUGGGGGCUGCUUCCGGCCCAGCCGUUGGUGGGGCUGACCGAGACCCUGCUGUGGUGCGCCGUCCACGUGUUCGUCGAUAAGACGGCCCACCACGGUUUGGAGCAGGUCAAGCCCUGGUCAGGAGCGUGCCACGCGCUAGUGAUCGUGUCGCUGACCGGUGACCCCAGGUCAGGAGCGGGCCACGCUCCUGUAAACGUGCUGCUGGCCGGUGACCCUGACCCGGUGAUCUCAGUGCUGCCGCUGCCGCUGCUGCUGGCCGUCGUGACGGCGGCCGCCAAGUUCGGGCCGCUGCAGGUGGUGCACGAGUGGCGGCUGCUCGACUUUGACUGGCCGACGCCGGAGGCGCGCCAGGCGGCGCUCGCCUCGAGCCGCUUCGUGCCCGACUACUGCAUGCUGAGCGACGUCAAGGCGGUGGACGGCGAGGUGUUCGUGACGGUGCCGCGCUGGCGCCAUGGCGUGCCCUCCUCCGUCAACCACGUGGUGCGGCGCGGCAACGCCACCCUGCUGCGGCCGUACCCCAGCUGGGGGAUGAACGAGCCCGGGGACUGCCGCAACGUGCAGUACGCGCACGUCAUCGAGAUCGACCCGCUGCGCAGGAUGUGGAUCGUCGACACGGGCCGGUGGGGCAUGUUCUCGCAGCCGAAUGUUGACUGUCCGGCGAAGCUGGUCAUCUGGGAUAUGGUGAAGGAACGCGAGGUGCGGCGCCACGUGUUCCCCGAGGAGGUGGUGGCCAAGACGUCGUCGCUGCUGCGCGGCGUCGUCCUGGACACGUCGUCGCCGGACCCGGCCGACUGGUUCGCCUACAUCGCUAGCACGGGCAGCGACCGGCUGGUGGUGUACUCGUACCGCGACGACGCGUCGUGGUUCGUCGAGCACGACUCGAUGAAGCUGGACCAGUCGGCGAUCGGCGUGCGCAUCGGCGACCAGGGCUCGGCCUUCCCGACGCCCAUCGACAGCCUGGCGCUGUCGCCGCGCGGCGACGCCGAGCAGCGGCUCUUCUUCGCCGCCGUCUCCAGCUUCCAGUUUUACGUCGUGCGCACGGCGCUGCUGCGCAACCGCACCGAGCUGGAGAUGGCCACGCCGGCCGUGCUCGACCAGGAGAUCCGCAGCAUCGGCUCGCGCAGCUCGCAGUCGGAGGGCAUGACCGUGUCGGAGACGGGCAUCAUGUUCUACGGCGUGCUCAACAACAACGCCAUCAACCAGUGGAACAUCAGCGGGCCGUUCAGCGCGCUCGAUCAAGUGUACAAGGACGACGAGCGGCUGCAGUGGCCCGACUCCUUCGGCUGGGACGGCGGCUUCCUCUACCUGACCAGCAACAAGAUGCACAAGGUGGCCAUGCUCGACCUUGACUCGUCCGACGAGGUGCUGUUCCGGUUGAUGCGCGCGCCCGUCCACAUGGCCGGCUACAUGGGGCCGUACCGGCGCGGGCGGCGGGUGAGCGUGGCCGGCGCCGCGCCCGCCGCCGCCGCCGCGCCGUGGCUCGCCGCGCUCCUCUGCGCCGCGAUCGUCGCCGCGCGCUAGGAGCGCCGCCACUGUCGCCGGACGCCGCACAGAACGUCUGGCGACGCGCCCGACCUGGCCUACUCCAGACUGCCCUGGGAUGACCCGGCCGAGACGGCCAGCCUGACCGGCGGGCCGCGGAACACGGCUGACCUGGACGAGGUCACGGACACCGGCGACGGCG
Molecule: messenger RNA, 2143 nt
Organism: Pollicipes pollicipes
Lineage: Eukaryota; Metazoa; Arthropoda; Thecostraca; Pollicipedomorpha; Pollicipedidae
Product: protein yellow
Exons: 8
Coding region: 1-1980 (659 amino acids)
Source: RefSeq, a predicted model, not a curated record